Mucor mucedo is the source of this 2336-nucleotide messenger RNA. Its product is annotated as C-type lectin protein. The record is from RefSeq and is a predicted model, not a curated record. The transcript has 12 exons. NCBI's taxonomy places the organism in Eukaryota, Fungi, Mucoromycota, Mucoromycetes, Mucorales, Mucoraceae. Bases 28 to 2244 code for a protein of 738 amino acids.
UUCUUCAUUAUUAAAACAUUUUAAAAUAUGCUCGUCAAGGCUUUCUCUGAAGACUACCAACUCAAGUUCAGACCUCACCAAAUUGAAGGUCCUGCUUCUCCUCGUGAUUACUUGGACUGGAACACACGUUUAAGAAAGUGGCGUCUUGAGCAACAUAACAGUGCAAAGGAAACUCAUACCACCACUGGUUAUGAUAUUCCUGGUCUUCAGUGGGCACAAACUACUUAUGUCCAGCCACACGUUAUGGCUAAUGAUUUGUUUCUUUUCGAUCCUGAAACCAACAAAUAUACUGUUGAUAGAUAUUUAAAAGACGCUGAGGAACGUUACGGAACCAUCGACUCCAUUGUUAUUUGGCCAACUUUUCCCAAUCUUGGUUGUGAUAGUCGUAAUUCAGAGGAUUUUUUUAGAUGUCUUCCUGGAGGAACCCUCGGUAUUCGUUCUUUGGUUGAUGAAUUUCAUAGCAAUAAGGUGAAGGUCUUGUUCCCUGUUCUUAGUUGGGAUAACGGAACUCGUGAUCCUCAAGCUCAAUGGAGUUAUAUCUUGCCUAGAUUGUUUAAGGAGUACAAUAUCGAUGGUAUGUCUAGUGAUGUUUCUUACUUCACCCAAGAUUAUUGGAUGAACUCUCUUGCCAUUGGUCACCCUUUGGUUUACCACUCUCAGGCAAACAAAGAAAAUGCAGUUGGUGCAGCCCCCGCCAUGGAUGACACUUAUGCCAUGCAGUGGAACACCAUGGAUAUGGCAAAAUAUGAGACAAAUUUACGUGUUCCCACUGUUGCAGCAAGAAAGUUUAUUGAGCCUAGACAUAUGACACAUACAUCAGACAAAUGGUCUAGAAACAAGACUAGCAUGAUUCAACACGCAUUUUUCAAUGGCUUGGGAAUUGAAAUGUGGGAAAACAUCUUUGGUACUUGGAAUCAACUUGCUCCCCGUGAUGCCGAGGCUUUACGCAGAACAAGCAGUAUUCUCCGUACUUUUGGUCCUGAUUUUCUCUCUUCCAGCGAAUGGGAACCUCAUUGCCCCUGUGUUCGUUGGGAAACUGUCUUCUCUAGUAAGUUCCCUAGUCGUUCUACCAAGGAGCAGAUUUUGUGGACUUUUGUCAAUCGUGGUCCUGCUGUUGUCACUGGUCAUCAAAUUGUUGUCAAUUAUCACAUCGGUAUCCAAUAUUAUGAUGUCUGGCACGGUCAGGAGAUUACCCCUACUAACAUUGUAGAUGGUCUUGCUACUUUGAGUUUUGAUAUUGAACCUCAUGGUUAUGGUUGUAUUUUUGCUACUUCGGAUGUUUCCGAAUUGCCUACCGGUUUUGAUGUGCUUCUCAAGACCAUGCAUUAUCGUUCAAGAACCCCUCUUCACAAGUAUCCCAUUAGUAGUGCCAUUUUGUGGCAAGAGUUGGAUGAAAUCACUGUCACUAAAUGCCAUGUUGAAAACCUUUGCGGUAUGGUUCGAAUUGAAGGUGAUACUUAUGAUUUCCGUGUCAGAGGUUUAUCCGCUCAUCCUACAGGUUCAUCAGAAUAUCCUGGUACUGAUAUUAAAUAUCCUUGGGAAUUCCAACCUACACGCUCGCAUGCCACUUAUACUAUGAAGAUCAAUACCUUUUAUAUCGAUGCUUACAAUGUCACAGAAAGUCAGUUCAAAAAGUUCAUUGACGAGACCAAUUAUAAACCUGCGGACCCAACCAACUUUUUAAAGCAUUGGGUUGGUGGAUGUUAUCCUUCCUCUCGUGCUAAUAAGCCUGUUACACACGUUUCGAUCGAAGAUGCAAGAGCCUAUGCCAAAUGGGCUGGUAAACGUCUUCCUCAUGAAUGGGAAUGGCAAUAUGUAGCACAGGCUGGUACUGAAUACCGUAAUUACCCCUGGGGUAACGAAUGGGAUGAGAGUAAAGUACCUGAGGUCUAUAACGGUCGUGAAAGACUUUAUCCCGAGCAUCCUCCUGCUGAUGUUGAUGCUAAUCCUACUGGUCGCUCUCCUCUCGGUGUUUACGAUCUUGUCGGUAAUGUCUGGCAAUGGACUGAUGUAUACAGAGAUGAGCAUACCAGAGCUGCUAUUAUUCGUGGUGGUUCUUAUUACCAAGCUAAAAAUAGCGAACAAUAUUUCCCUCAAGCCUAUCGUAAUGAUCAACACGGUAAAUAUUUACUCAUGUCUCCUUCAGUUGAUCGUAGUGGUACCAUUGGUUUCCGUUGUGUCAGAGAUACUGAAGAAAGUUCCGCUGCCAUGGGUAACUGCUCAUUUGUUGACGACGAAUGCUAAAAUAAUGUAAAAAAAAAUUUAAAAAAAAAAACUAUAUCUAUCAAUACCAUCUUCAUUCCCAUAAAUAAAUUUGUUUCAAUAUUUUCAACAUA